Rangifer tarandus platyrhynchus (Svalbard reindeer) is the source of this 1077-nucleotide messenger RNA. The record is from the annotation of a GenBank genome assembly. NCBI's taxonomy places the organism in Eukaryota, Metazoa, Chordata, Mammalia, Artiodactyla, Cervidae.
AUGUCUUUACAAAAGCUCAGGAAACAGAGCAGCAAUGGCAAUUUCAUGGAGUACUGUGCUGGUCCAGGGCAUAGCUCUUACUCCACACUUACAGGCAAUUUUACCAUGGAUGAUGAUAACAGAAGGCUUCAAAUGCUGGCAGAUACUGUGGCUACUUUGCCUCGGGGAAGAAAGCAGCUUGCUCUGACAAGAUCGAGUUCUGUGGGUGACUUUUCCUGGUCUCAAAGAAAGCUUGUUACUGUGGAAAAACAAGAUAAUGGAACAUUUGGAUUUGAAAUUCAGACUUACAGGCUCUCAAACCAGAACACCUGCUCCGCAGAUAUAUGCACCCUGAUCUGCAAAAUCCAGGAGGACAGCCCAGCACACUGUGCUGGCCUGCAAGCUGGUGAUGUCCUUGCAAACAUUAAUGGUGUGAGCACAGAAGGCUUUACCCACAAACAAGUUGUUGACCUGAUCAGAUCGUCAGGAAACCUGUUAACGAUAGAGACUCUUAAUGGAACAAUGAUUCUCAAAAGAACAGAGCUUGAGGCAAAGCUGCAAGUUUUAAAGCAAACCUUGAAGAAGAAAUGGGUGGAGUUCAGAUCUCUGCAGUUACAGGAACAGCGCCUGCUUCAUGGUGAUGCAACUAACUGCCCAAGUUUGGAAAAUAUGGACAUAGAUGAAUCCACAUUGCUUGGACUCCUGCCUGGCCCAGCCCUCCUGGACCGGAAUCGAUUAUCCAGUGCAAGCAGUUGUAAGAGCUGGCUGAGCUCCAUGACGAUAGACAGUGAGGAUGGGUACCAGACCUGUGCGUCUGAAGACUCCAGUCGGGAAGCCUUCAGCCGCCAGACAAGCACAGAUGAUGAGUGCUUUGUCCCCAAGGAAGGAGAUGAUUUUCUGAAGAGGUCUUCUUCGAGGAGGAAUCGGAGCAUUAGUUCUGCCAGCAGUGGGUCCAUGUCUCCUUUGUGUGAAGGCAACUUCUCAGGCAUGUAUGGGACCCUGCCCAGGAAAAGCAGAAGGGGAAGUGUCCGGAAACAGCUCUUGAAAUUCAUCCCAGGCCUUCACCGCGCUGUGGAAGAGGAAGAGAGUCGCUUUUAA